Molecule: messenger RNA, 168 nt
Organism: Alternaria arborescens
Lineage: Eukaryota; Fungi; Ascomycota; Dothideomycetes; Pleosporales; Pleosporaceae
Exons: 1
Coding region: 1-168 (55 amino acids)
Source: RefSeq, a predicted model, not a curated record
AUGCUAACAGAAGAAGAGAAGGCCGGUAUCGGAGGCUGGGUGACUGAGCUCAGGGGCAACGGCAGCGACGGUGUAGUAGCAGAGAUUAGUACGAGAAGCGAGAAUUGGGAGGUCCGCAGAGGGAAUGAUAGGUGGUGGAAGUGGAACGGACCAGCUGCUGAGGAAUAG